CCCAUUUUCCAGCUGUCCCUCACUCGGUCGGGAUUUCUGAACCACGGGAGAAUCACCGGAAAGGCUUUUGGUGAUAAACCGCUGCAUUUUGGGAGAAUACAUCACAAUUUAUGGUUACACAGACACACAGAGAGUUACUUUCUAGAGCUUUUAAAGAUGGAAGCUGAACUAUGAGGCGUUGUGUAUUUGCUGAAGACUGAGUGAACCAUGGCACAGUUCCCGACUGCUUUCACAGGACAAGACGUGUUUCUGAUCACUCCGGAUGAAAGAGCCAAACAUGAUCAGCAGUUUCACGGUCUCGCUCCGUCUGCUGGGGGUUACAUAACAGGUGACCAGGCUAAAAACUUUUUCCUUCAGUCAGGGCUGCCCCCGCCCAUCCUGGCCCAAAUAUGGGCUUUGGCUGAUAUGAACAGCGAUGGCCGAAUGGAUAUCCACGAGUUCUCCAUUGCCAUGAAACUCAUCAAACUGAAGCUACAGGGUCACCCUCUGCCACCAACGCUUCCUCCCAGCAUGAAGCAGCCGCCGCCACUUUCCUUACCCCCACAGGCCAGCUUUGGCAUGCCCCCUAUGGCACCCAUUCCGACUCCCAUUCCAGCCCCCAUCCCAGUUGUGCCCCCGCUCCCUCUUCCUCCUCUUCCCGUUGGGGUGUCUCCUCCUCUUGUCUCUUCGGCUCCUCCGCCCCUUCCUCCACCCAUCGCCAACGGAGCUCCUCCCACAACUAUGAUGCCGCCCAUCUCAGGCUUCCCCCAUUCAGCUCCCUCUGUGAACAAGACCUCUUCGUUCAAUCGUUCCAGCACCAAGCUGCAGAAGGGCUCGUCGUUUGAUGUUGCAGGUACUCAGCCUCCCUCUGAUUGGGCAGUUCCUCAGUCCUCCAGACUAAAGUACAGGCAGCUUUUUAACUCCCAUGAUAAGAUGAUGAGCGGAUAUCUCACCGGACCGCAGGCUCGCACUAUUCUGAUGCAAUCCAGCCUUCCUCAGAGCCAGUUAGCCACGAUCUGGAGUCUGUCAGACAUUGAUCAGGAUGGGAAGCUAACAGCGGAGGAGUUCAUCUUGGCUAUGCACCUCAUAGACAUGGCCAUGUCAGGGUUACCACUGCCUCCAGUGUUACCAGCAGAUUACAUCCCGCCAACCUUCAGGCGUGUACGGAGUGACAGCGUCCAGUCAGACCAGAAGAGUGUCCCGGAGGAGACUGAGGAAGAGAACGAGAUCAACCUGGAGAAGAAACUACCAGUGACAUUUGAGGACAAGAAGAGGGAGAACUUUGAAAGAGGAAACCUGGAGCUGGAGAAAAGACGCCAGGCUCUCCAGGAGCAGCAGAGGAAAGAACAGGAGCGGCUGGCAGCACUGGAGAGGGAGGAACAGGAGAGGAAGGAGCGCGAGCGUCUGGAACAGGAGAGGAGGCGACAACAGGAGCUAGAGAAGCAGCUGGAGAGGCAGCGAGAGCUGGAGAGGCAAAGAGAAGAAGAACGGCGCAAAGAGAUAGAAAGGAGAGAGGCAGCUAAGCGGGAACUGGAGCGCCAGCGUCAGUUGGAGUGGGAGCGCCAGCGUCGCCAGGAGCUCCUAACGCAAAGAAACCGAGAACAAGAAAGUAUAGUGCUGCUCAAAGCCCGGAAGAAGACGCUGGAGUUUGAACUGGAGGCUCUGAAUGAUAAGAAGAACCAGCUGGAAGGUAAACUGAAGGAUGUUCGGUUUCGUCUUUCAACUCAGCGGAGAGAGAUGGAGCAGACCAAUCAGACGAGAGAGACACGCAUCGCUGAAAUCACACAGCUUCAGCAGCAGCUUCAGGACUCUCAACAGUGGCUGGGGAGGCUCAUUCCUGACAAGCAGAAUCUGAAUGAGCAGUUAAAGCAGGUCCAGCAGAACAGUUUGCACCGUGACAGCUUGUCAUCGCUGCAGAAAGCCAUUGAGCAAAAGGAGAAUAGCAGGCAGCAGCUCAAAGAGCAGCUGGAUUCAGUGGAGAGAGAGACCAGAGCUAAACUGUUGGAAAUAGACGCCUUCAACACACAGCUGAAGUGUCUGUGUGAGUUCUAUGCCAACCACUGUGCCAGGAUAGAAGCCCUGCGACGCCAGCUUCACCGCCAAGAGAAAGGGAGACAGGAACUGCGGGAGAUUCACAGCCGGCAGCAGAGGCAGAAGCAGAAGGAGUUGGAGGGAGGCGCUCAGUCACUCUCCCAACCUUACAUGCAAACGGCAAUCGAAAGGAAGUCUGCCGAGCUGCAGGAGGACGGGUCAUCGUCAAAGGAAGGAGUGGCCUGGCGGGGAGAAACGGGAAGCUCUGCCCCUAAAGUUCCUAGCCCUGCUUCCGUGUCUGCAUCACACGCCUGGCUAAACAGAGUCACUCAGGAGGAAGAGGAGAGGAAGAGGAGAGGGAUAGAGGAGGAAGAGGAAGGCAGGAAGGGGGCCGGCUCAGUGGAAGAGAAGGAUGUGGAGAGCAGAGGAAAGAAGGACAUGCAGGACAAACUGAACAAGCUGUUCAGCCAGCCAGCUGACCCCUGGGUUUCAGCAGUAGACAAGGUUCCUGGCCCAAGUCUGUUUGACCAGAAAGCUUCUGCUAGUGGCUUCGAGCAACAAAAACAGCAGAAGCCAGUGAAGGUGGUCUACUACAGGGCUCUGUAUCCAUUCGAUGCUCGUAGUCACGAUGAGAUCAGCAUCCAGCCUGGUGAUGUCAUCAUGGUGAAGGGGGAAUGGGUGGAUGAGUCUCAAACUGGGGAGCCUGGGUGGCUGGGGGGUGAGCUCAGAGGCAGAACCGGUUGGUUCCCAGCUAAUUAUGCAGAGCGGAUACCUGAAAGCGAAGCACCGGUCAGCUUGCGGCCUUCGUCUUCGACCACACCCCCGUCGACCCAGCAGCCAAUGGCCACUCCCCCUUCAGCCACCGGACACACCUCCACCUCAACAUCUUCUGCUAACAGCAACUGGGCUGACUUCAGCACCACUUGGCCGUCCAGCACAGCGAGCCAGUCAGACAGUGAGGGAUGGGACGCCUGGCCUACCUCCUCAGCCAAUCAGAAUCCCUCUCUCAGCGUUCCAUCAGCACAGUUACGGCAACGCUCCGCCUUCACGCCUGCCACGAUGACGACAGGCUCCUCACCUUCUCCUGUACUAGGACAGGGGGAGAAGGUGGAGGGACUUCAGGCCCAGGCCUUGUAUCCUUGGAGAGCCAAGAAGGACAACCACCUCAACUUCAACAAAAAUGAGAUCAUAACAGUGCUGGAGCAGCAGGACAUGUGGUGGCUAGGUGAGCUUCAGAACAGACAAAGAGGCUGGUUCCCCAAAAGUUAUGUCAAGCUCAUCUCGGCCAACAUGACGAUUCCCUCUGCUGCUGCUGCUGCUGCUGCUGCUGCUGCUGCUGCUGCUGCAGCUGCAGUCCGCAGCAAAAACACUAAUGAAGCUGGAAUAUCGGAGAGUCCGCCCAAUGGGAAACGACCCUCAUCCUCUCCAGCAAAACCUUCCGAAUCUGGAGAAGAAUAUGUGGCCAUGUACACCUAUGAAAGCAAUGAACAGGGGGACCUUAGUUUCCAGCAAGGAGACAUCGUUGUGGUGACCAGGAAAGAAGGGGAUUGGUGGACGGGCAUGGUGGGGGGAAAGACUGGAGUCUUUCCUUCCAACUACGUCAAACCACGUGACUCAGUGUCAGAGUCCCUGGGACCAGCAGGGAAGACGGGAAGUCUGGGGAAGAAACCAGAGAUCGCUCAGGUGAUCGCUGCUUACACUGCAACGGGCGCAGAGCAGCUGACAUUAGCACCGGGACAGCUCAUCCUCAUCAGGAAGAAGAAUCCCGGGGGCUGGUGGGAGGGCGAGCUGCAGGCUCGGGGGAAAAAGCGGCAGAUUGGUUGGUUCCCAGCCAAUUAUGUGAAGCUUCUGAGUCCCAGCACCAGCAAGACCACUCCCACAGAGCCCACCCCUCCUAAACUGGCUCCUGCCAGCACAGCUCUGUGUCAGGUGAUCGGCAUGUAUGACUAUGUGGCCCAGAACGACGACGAGCUGGCUUUCCAAAAGGGCCAGGUGAUCAACGUGCUCAACAAGGACGACUGUGAUUGGUGGAAAGGAGAACUGAACGGGAGGGAGGGCCUAUUUCCUAGCAACUAUGUCAAACUGACGACAGACACAGAUCCAAGCACGCAGUGGUGCGCUGACCUCCACCUGCUGGACAUGCUGAGUCCGAUGGAGAGGAAGAGACAGGGCUACAUCCACGAGCUGAUCGUCACAGAGGAGAACUACGUCAACGAUCUGCAGCUCGUCACCGAGAUCUUCCAUAAGCCUCUGCUGGAGUGUGAGCUGCUGACGGAGAAGGAAGUGGCCAUGAUCUUUGUGAACUGGAAAGAGCUCAUCAUGUGCAACAUCAAACUUCUCAAGGCUCUCAGGGUGAGGAAGAAGAUGUCGGGCGAUCGGAUGCCUGUGAAGAUGAUCGGCGACAUCCUGACCAACCAGCUGCCUCACAUGCAGCCGUACAUCAGGUUCUGUUCAUGUCAGCUGAAUGGGGCCACGCUGAUUCAACAGAAGACAGAUGACAAUCCUGAGAUCAAAGACUUCCUCAAGAGGUUAGCCAUGGAUCCCAGGUGCAAAGGGAUGCCUCUGUCCAGUUUUCUACUCAAGCCGAUGCAGAGAGUCACACGCUACCCUCUGAUCAUCAAAAAUACCUUAGAAAACACUCCAGAGUCUCAUCCAGACCACAGCCAUCUGAAAGCAGCGCUGGAGAAAGCAGAGGAGCUCUGCUCACAGGUGAAUGAAGGCGUCAGAGAGAAGGAGAACUCUGACCGGCUGGAGUGGAUUCAGGCUCAUGUUCAGUGUGAGGGGCUGUCAGAGCAACUGGUGUUCAACUCGGUCACCAACUGUCUGGGACCCAGGAAGUUCCUCCACAGCGGGAAGCUGUUCAAAGCAAAGAGCAGCAAGGAGCUCUACGGCUUCCUGUUCAACGACUUCCUGCUGCUCACACAGGUCACCAAACCUCUGGGCUCUUCAGGUUCUGACAAAGUCUUCUCCUCAAAAACCCACCUGCAGUACCGCAUGUACAAAACGCCGAUCUUUCUGAACGAAGUGUUAGUAAAGCUACCAACCGAUCCAUCAGGGGAUGAGCCUCUGUUUCACAUCUCACACAUAGACCGAGUUUACACCCUCCGAGCUGAAAGCAUCAACGAACGGACGGCAUGGGUUCAGAAAAUUAAGGCCGCCUCGGAGCUUUUCAUUGAGACAGAGAAGAAGAAGAGGGAGAAAGCGUAUUUAGUCCGUUCUCAGAGGGCGACCGGGAUCGGCAGGCUGAUGGUUAACAUCGUGGAGGGCAUCGAGCUCAAACCCUGUCGCACCCACGGUAAAAGCAACCCUUACUGUGAAGUCACCAUGGGCUCUCAGUGCCAUAUCACAAAAACAGUACAGGACACUUUGAAUCCCAAGUGGAAUUCCAAUUGUCAGUUUUUUAUUAAGGACCUUGAACAGGACGUCCUCUGCAUCACUGUGUUUGAACGAGACCAGUUCUCACCUGACGACUUCCUCGGCAGGACUGAGAUCCGAUUGGCCGAGAUAAAGAAGGACCAGGGCUCCAAAGGACCAAUCACGAAGAGGCUUCUGCUUCAUGAGGUUCCCACGGGGGAGAUUGUCGUUAGGCUGGACCUGCAGCUGUUUGAAGAGCCGUGAAACGAGCGGCAGGUUGGACCAGAUGGGACUGGCCCGGGAAUGAACUCAGAGAAACGGAAAAGAGGACAGCGCAGCUGGACUGGAAUAAACUGGACCAGAGGCCUGGAACGGGCUGGGGUUACUCAUUGUGUGAUCUGGCUGUUAAUGUUUAGGGAGAUUAAUAUGUUAACAGCAAGAUUUGUUCUGUAAGAAAACCCCAGGUAAAGUCAGUAACACUAAGUAACUAAACAUCAUCCUCUUUAACAGCAACCUUAAAUGCCAUGUCAGUUUUAUGUUGUUUGCCAUUUUUUCCAUUAUUUGGAAGAAAUUAACAAUAAGAGGGCUUACUUGGUAUCAAAUGGAGAACAUUUUCAAAAAAUAAGAAAACCCCAGGUCCAUAUCUUGGAUUGACACAUAUUUAGCUGUCAAAGUCGGGGUAUUAAGGUUCAGCCUGUCACAACAACAAAUUUAAGGUUCAGCCUGUCACAACAACAAAUUUAAGAUUCAGCCUGUCACAACAACAUAUUUAAGGUUCAGCCUGUCACAACAACAUAUUUAAGGUUCAGCCUGUCACAACAACAAAUUUAGGAUGAUAAAUUGUCCCAGAAAUUAUUUCACUAAACAAUAAUGUUGAUUUGAGACCAUUUUUGAGUAAUUUGUGAACAAUGGCAUAAUAAUGCAAGUCUGCCUUUUCAAUAAGGAAUAGAGUUUAAUUUUGAAAAAAAAACAACUCAACACUGGGACUAGAGGAUAUUUGAAACAUCCAAGAAAAAACAUGGCAACCACAAACCGUAAAUAAAACUGGGGGGAAAAAACACUUAUAACCAAAACCAUAAAGAAAAUGGAUUGUGAUAUUU
Molecule: messenger RNA, 6464 nt
Organism: Xiphophorus couchianus (Monterrey platyfish)
Lineage: Eukaryota; Metazoa; Chordata; Actinopteri; Cyprinodontiformes; Poeciliidae
Gene: itsn1
Product: intersectin 1 (SH3 domain protein)
Exons: 47
Coding region: 208-5628 (1806 amino acids)
Biological process (GO): positive regulation of Rho protein signal transduction
Molecular function (GO): protein binding; calcium ion binding; guanyl-nucleotide exchange factor activity
Source: RefSeq, a predicted model, not a curated record